AUGGCUACAGAACUAUGGACACGGCAUGACCAUCAUCACAGACCGGAUACGGAAAACGUCGAAAAGUAUGUGUACAGUUCUGUUACCGCGGCAACGGACCGACAUUCCAGAUUUCGGGAUGCUAGGGGCGGGACUAAAGCGUUAGCAUUGUUGGUUGAGCGUAAACGAGCUCGCUACUGGCUCGUAAAGAUAACACCAUGUUGUUGCUGA
Molecule: messenger RNA, 210 nt
Organism: Knipowitschia caucasica
Lineage: Eukaryota; Metazoa; Chordata; Actinopteri; Gobiiformes; Gobiidae
Source: the annotation of a GenBank genome assembly